Molecule: messenger RNA, 1740 nt
Organism: Formica exsecta
Lineage: Eukaryota; Metazoa; Arthropoda; Insecta; Hymenoptera; Formicidae
Product: S-adenosylmethionine mitochondrial carrier protein-like
Exons: 7
Coding region: 322-1191 (289 amino acids)
Cellular component (GO): mitochondrial inner membrane
Molecular function (GO): S-adenosyl-L-methionine transmembrane transporter activity
Source: RefSeq, a predicted model, not a curated record
AGUAUGUAUAGAAUUCAAUGGUCCCUGUAUGUUGUAUUUCGUCGAUAUGACAGGUUUUGUAACCUAAAUAGUCGUCAACUUUAACUAUUAAUAUCUCGCUUCGCGGGGCAGAGCGACACUUUUUUUUGCUAUACUGUUUAGUUUUGUGCAAAAACGCGUCGAAUGAGCAUAAUUUUAUCGAUAUUUGAGGUGGGGCCGCUAAACUGAACAAUUACCGUAGUUUUUUUCGCACAAUUAUAUUUUGCAUAAUCGAGUCGAUCGACGAGACGCAUUACAUUAGUAUUGUAAUUACACGAAAGUUGUGUUUUUUGCGAAAACAAAAUGACGAAGAGCGAAAGAAAAACGGAAGCGACGGGCGUGCGGAAUGUUUUUAUUACUUCUCUUAUUGCAGGAGGAACCGCAGGAACAUUUGUGGAUAUUACGUUAUUCCCACUAGAUACAUUGAAAACUCGAUUGCAGAGUGCGCAAGGAUUUUUGAAUGCUGGAGGUUUCACAGGUCUUUACAGAGGGAUUUAUCCAGUUAUAAUUGGUUCAGCACCAACAGCUGCUCUAUAUUUUUUAACAUAUGAAGAAAUUAAAACUAUAAUGCAGCCAAAAGUUUCCACAAAGUACUAUACAGUACUUCACAUGGGAGCAGCAACAUUAGGAGAAAUGAUAGCAUGUUUAAUACGAGUUCCAGUGGAGGUCAUAAAGCAGAGAAAACAGGCACUGAUACACGACAAGGAAUCACUUGGUCUUAAGUUAUUGUACCGUGGGUAUUGGAGUACAGUGUUACGAGAUACACCUUUUAGUAUUGUACAGUUUCCAUUAUGGGAAUAUUUGAAGAAACUGUACAGUUUCCACAUCAGGAGAGAAAUAUAUCCAGUGGAAAGUGCAAUCUGUGGUGCAAUUUCAGGAAGCAUCUCUGCAACUGUUACAACUCCAUUGGAUGUUGCAAAAACGAGGAUAAUGCUCGCUAACAGAACAAUGCUUUCAUCACAACUGACAAUCCUAAAUAUACUUCAUGACAUAUAUAUAGAAAAUGGUUUUCGUGGACUAUUUGCCGGUCUUGGACCAAGAAUAACAUGGAUCACAUUAGGAGGUUUUAUAUUCUUUGGAGUUUAUGAAGAAGCAAGAGUUCUCACAAAAAAUAUUUUCGAUGCUAAGAUAAUAACUACAAACAAUCAUAAACAAUUCAGCCAGAAAUACUGAUACUAAUAAAGUGAGUAUUAAUUUGUAGCAAUUUGCACUUAUAAUUUUUAUUUAUUUGCAUUUGUCUGAACAAUGUUAUUAACCUCAAUUUGGAAACUAUAUUUCCUUAUAAAAAAUACUGAAAUAUCAGUAGUUUUUACAUUAAAAUUUAUAUGCAGAAUUUUGAACGUAUUUUUAGCAAAUAUUGAUGACUUAAGAGCAAGAUCUUUAACUUUAUUUCACAUAAAACUUUCUAAUAAGGCUUUAAUUUAAUAGUUGGUCAAAAUUAAUAUCCAGAAUUGAGCAUUUAAAAGAACGAGAUUUACAAUUAAAUUUUUUAAGGAAAUACUGGUGCCAAAAUUGGGCAAACAAAUUUAGUCGAAAAUGCAAUUGUGUUAACAUAUGCUUUUCUUAGCUUUAUGGAAGAUAAGAAUUGCACAUAUGAUGUGCGUAUAUAAAAUGUAUCUUUAGGCUUAAUUUGUUUUUUAAUUAUUAAGAGAAAUAUCUUCGCUUGCUCUCUCUCUCUCUCUCUCUCUAUUAUCAUAUAUAAAAAUAUAAAAUAUGUGAUAU